Messenger RNA from Syzygium oleosum, 1108 nucleotides. RefSeq lists its product as uncharacterized. The transcript has a single exon. Bases 118 to 828 code for a protein of 236 amino acids. Lineage: Eukaryota; Viridiplantae; Streptophyta; Magnoliopsida; Myrtales; Myrtaceae. The record is from RefSeq and is a predicted model, not a curated record.
GUCUCACUUUCAGACAAACGCACUCGGCUCUGCUCACUCUUCACUCCCAACCGUUCCUUUCCAAGUAUAUCAGAAAACUCCCAGCUUGCUCUCUCUCUCUCUCUCUCUCACUGCACAAUGGCCAAGCCACACGGCGGACCGCGACCGCGACCGCGACCGCCGCCGCCGCACUCCUCCGGCGGCCGCACGAACUUCGCGUCGUGCGUGGUGGCCACGAUCUUCCUCGUGUUCGUCGUCAUCGUCGUCCUCAUCGUGUUCUUCACCGUGUUCCGGCCGCGGGACCCCAAGAUCUCCGUCAAUGGGGUGCAGCUCCCGUCCUUCUCGAUCGCCAACAACACCGUCAACUUCACCUUCUCGCAGUACGUGUCCGUGGAGAACCCCAACAAGGCCGUCUUCUCCCACUUCGACAGCUCGAUCCAGCUCCUCUACGCCGGCAACCGUGUCGGCUUCAUGUUCGUCCCCGCCGGCAAGAUCGCCGCGGGCCGCAUGCAGUACAUGGCCGCCACCUUCGCCGUCGAGUCCUUCCCGCUCUCGGCGACGCCGAACCCGUCCGCGGCGGUCGAGGAGGAAGCGGCGGCCGUGGCGGCAGCGGCGCCGCCGCCGCUUCCGACGGUGACGGACGGGUCCGGGUUCGGGUUCGGGGGCGUGGGCGUGGGCGGAGGAGGCGGAGGCUUGAGGGUGGGGCCGACGCUGGAGAUAGAGUCGAGGAUGAAGAUGGCGGGGAGGGUUAGGGUUUUGCACUUCUUCACGCACCAUGUGGAGGCGAGGGCGGAUUGCAGGGUGGCCAUUGCGGUGAGCGACGGAUCCGUGCUGGGUUUCCACUGCUGAAUAUCUUUCCCUCUGUUCUUGUCUCUCCCUCUCUUUUGUUCUACCGAGGUUACAUUUGUCGGUUAGAUCUUAGCUUCUUGUUUUUUCUUCUCUCUCUCUCUCUUUUCACCUUCUUUUUUGGGUUAGAAUUCAUUAGGGCCUUUCUUGCAUCUGGGGAGGGGGGUGUUCAAAUUUGCGUUUGCCCUCUGACCCAUUUUCGAGGAAACGUAAGUGUAAAAUAUUCAAACUUUUUCUUGGAACUGUCCUGCCUGAAAUGGAGAUUAGCUCUUAGCUUUGGACU